Babesia bigemina is the source of this 2838-nucleotide messenger RNA. RefSeq lists its product as hypothetical. The transcript is spliced from 8 exons. Gene Ontology annotation, cellular component: nucleus. Bases 1 to 2838 code for a protein of 945 amino acids. The record is from RefSeq and is a predicted model, not a curated record. NCBI's taxonomy places the organism in Eukaryota, Apicomplexa, Aconoidasida, Piroplasmida, Babesiidae.
AUGGAGAAUCGCGAAUCGUAUGAGGAUUUGCAGGCCAAAAUCGCAGACUACCGUGAAAAGAUCCAGCUCGUACAAGAGGCGCUAGAGCAGGACCCUGACAACGAUGAGCUCAAGGCCCUGCAGGCUGACCUUCUGGAGGUCAUCCAGCUCACCGAGGACCUCAUCCAGUACAAGAGGCAGAAUGAAGCCACGGCGAUCUCCACCGCUGCGGCCGCCGAGGCGCCAGAGCCUGAGGAAGCGACGUCCGCAACAGGCGGGAAUGCGCAAUUUCUGGGUAUGUCCGCCGCUGCAACCACACGGGGGUCAUGCAAUGCAGGGCGUAUAUGCGUAGUGCUCUACAAUGGGAAGCAAAAGUUCGGGCAGAUCAUCCAGCUCUUGGGCGAUUCGCCGAGCGACCAGGUUGUCAUCCAGCUGGUGGGUUCGGGCGAGCAGUGCGCCCUGGCAGCCAAGGACCUCAAGCUCGUGGACGCGCCUGCGCCCGACCUUUGCAAGCCGGGUACCCUGGUCCAGGUGCUGUACUCCGAGGAUGGGCGAUGGUACGACGCGGUGAUUAACAGGGAGACCGAGACCGGAUACGUCAUCACGUACAAGGAUUACAACAUCUCCGAGGAGGUGGCGCGUGAUUGGGUGCGGCUCAAGAUCAGACAGGAUGCCAAGUCCAAGGAGGUGAAGGAGAUAGUGACGCCCGCGGGAUACCGAAUCCCGGAGAAUCUCAUCAUCAAACAGAACGACAACGAGAAGGAAAAGAUGAGGAAGAAGAAGCUCGUGCAAACCCUAAAGAAGCAGCAGAAGGCCGAAAGGAUCGAGUCCGAGGCUAACCAGCGUGCCAACAGCUGGCGGAAGUUCCAGGAAAAGGCUGGCAGCAAGAACAAGAGCGGCUACAUGACCGGCAAGCGCGAAGGCUCCAUCUUCAGCAGCACAGACCAGGACACAUCGCUCAGCGCACCCAACAUUUUGUACAACUCUUUCGUGCCUCGCAAAAAGUUCGACUUCAACGAACGUCAAUAUAUAUAUCGCAACACAUUAAAGCACAUGGCAGAGAGCGGGACGCAAAGCGCCGCUUUCAACGGCGUCAAGGGCGCCUGCCACAUCAGCGAUGGCUUUCUGUUCUUCGAGACGGAGAGCGGCAAGUUCAAGUGGUCCUUCUCGACGUGGAUACGGUCUGAGAAGUCGAAGAAGGCCGCAAAGGUCAGGCUGACGUUCACCGAGGGCCCUCUUAAAUUGACGCCAGAUGACGCGCACGCUGAAGCCCUGGAGAAGGCUGUGAUCGUUGUGGACUUCGGUGACGACAGGGACGUUCUUGAACGCUUCUGCAGCCAAGUAUCGCAAGAAUCCGCGCCAGUUAAGGUGCCUAAGGUCGUUCCGGAGGUUCCGGAGGCGCCUCGCAAGGCACCUCAGGAGGUAGUGGCAACCGCGGCACCGGUGCUGCCAAAGGAGGACCACAAAAGCAUAAUCCACAGAAACAAGCAACGGCUUUUACAGGCCGGAGGAGACGUUGCCCAACUGUAUCAGCAGUUGGUUGAGGCUGAGGAAGGCUCUGCGGAGGGCGUUGUGUCGCCGGACGACUUCUGGAGCCACCACAGCGUGGACCUUAUCGCAUCACUCGAGCAACCGGAGGCCCCGUCGCACCUAGACGGGUUCAUCGCAAUACCGCCAAGCAGCGAAUUCGUGAAUGGGCACAGGCUCUACCGGUACAAUCCCGAGCUGGGCAGGGCGCUCCUGGCGGAAGACGAGACCAUCCGAACGCUCCACCAAAAGUUCGUGCAUGAGCGGCAAUACCCCGCCGAAAGCUUCUGGAAACGCAUACUGCAAUCGCGUCACUUCUAUCACAUUAUUGGGGAGAAGAUUCCCGAAAACCAGGUGUUGUACGAUGAUAUCAAGGGCGUACCGAUCAAAAGCUUCGAGCAGCCUCAACCCGCUGUGGGCUCGGUGCUGCAGCAGGUCGACCCGUUGAGCGAUGUGAUACGCGUGGACGACUUGACGAAGCGCAAGCCGUCUGCUUCGUCAGUCGCCAAAAGGUUUGGAGACCAGGUGGCGGUCGACUCCAAGCCGUCCAUCGUCGACCGGUUCAACGCACAUGCUGCCAAGAUCAUUGACGGGUGCAGCCGUCCAAGCAUCCUGAUGGACUGCAAGGUGGACCCGAAAACGCUGGAGGAACGGGCGGAAACCGAACGCAAGCGUAAAAUCGCGGACGUUUACUUUCACGACCUAUCGACGCAGUACGACCAAAGUACUGAUGACAUGUGCAUCAUACAGGGGCUGAACAUGCCCGGUUACGCCAGCAGCCGGUCGAACUCCUUCGACGAGCAACGGGGCGACCACAGGGAGCCCGUUAAGAAAAUCGCCUUCAAGAUGCGCACCAACGCGGACAUGGCGCGCGAGAUCAGCCAAUCCGUCGAGGAAAUGCGGCGGUUCGACAUAAUAAAGUAUAUCCGGCGGCCGAUGAACGACGACACCGCCAGCAGGCGCAUGUUCAUCCUCAACACCAAGCUCUGCCAGUCGGAAAAGAUCACCCAAACGGUGCCUCUGGAGUACGACGACACGACCGUGAACAGGAUGCGCCAGUACCAGAUGAGCAUCAUGGAGAUUCUGCAACUCUACUACAAGACCCUGCUGCCCGAGGAGCAGAAGCGGCUGAAGCUGCUCAUUGCGAUUCGGCAGCUGAAGGGUAAGCUGGAGGGCCAGCAGGAGUUCGGCAUUUCUGCCUACGCCGCGAAGCCGCUCCAGACGGGCCUCAUGAACCAGAUCACUGCGGUGGAGGUCUAUGAUACAAAAUUGAAAGCGUUCGUCGCGGACCUCAGGAACCAGGCGCAGCAGCGCAUAGUUAAGCCUAAGUGA